Messenger RNA from Protopterus annectens (West African lungfish), 2542 nucleotides. RefSeq names its product methyltransferase 13, eEF1A lysine and N-terminal methyltransferase (gene METTL13). The record is from RefSeq and is a predicted model, not a curated record. Gene Ontology annotation, molecular function: S-adenosylmethionine-dependent methyltransferase activity. Bases 306 to 2387 code for a protein of 693 amino acids. Lineage: Eukaryota; Metazoa; Chordata; Ceratodontiformes; Protopteridae. The transcript is spliced from 8 exons.
UUCUCUUCACCAGAACAUUUGUACAGUACCGUGUAAAUACAGUGUUUUUUACAUGUGAUCGCUGGGGGAGUUAGGGUAGUACAUAUUGACAAUAUUUAUCAUGUCAUUCGAAAGUAGUAGGCAGGUGUAGUAUUUUCUGCUUAAAAUCGGUAGAAUAAUCGUAGAGUGUUGUUUUUAUUGUGCGUAUUUAACCGGUAACUAUUUUUCGUCGUACGAAAGUUAAGUUAACUUGGAUUUUUAUACUGCAAGAGUUUUGAACACAAGCUCAUAAUUCUGUGGCAGAUGUGUACUUUUCUUACAUAAAAAUGAAUCUACUGCCUAACAGCUCCAAGGAGUUCAGUACAGCUGAUUACUGGGAAAAAUUCUUCAAGCAAAGGGGAGAUAAAGCUUUUGAAUGGUAUGGGACCUACUUGGAUUUGUGUGGCAUCCUACACAAGUACAUCAAACCAAAAGAUAAGGUUCUUGUUGUAGGUUGUGGCAAUUCUGAACUGAGUGAACAGAUGUAUGAUGUAGGUUACCGGGAAAUAAUCAACAUUGACAUUAGUGAAGUGGUGAUCACUCAUAUGAAGGAACGCAACUCAGUCCAGAGGCCUAAAAUGGCAUAUAUUACAAUGGACUUAAUGCAGAUGGAUUUUGAGGACUCUUGCUUCCAAGUGGUUCUAGACAAGGGCACGUUAGAUGCCAUCAUGACAGACGAAAGUGAAAAGACUGUAGAAAAUGUUAACAGGAUGUUUUCUGAGAUUGGACGGGUCCUUCAGGUUGGUGGUCGUUUUGUGUGCAUUUCACUUGCUCAGGAACACAUCCUGAAGAAAGUGGUAAAUUAUUUUUCUGCAGAAGGGUGGAUGGUGAGAGUUCACAAAAUGGCAGAGAAUGAGGAGAACAUGCGAGAGAGACAGUUUGUGAUGCCAGUUUUUGUGUUUGUAUGUACAAAAUUUAAACAGAUCCCUGGUUCUACAAUGAUCCUUGAAAUCUGCAUUGAUGAGCAGGACCGACCCUCAAGAUUGGAAAGUACUAGUAAGCUCAUUGCUGCUGUGAUGGAAAGGCAGCACUAUGCCCUUUUGAGAAAUAAGUUAAAGAUGAGGUCUCAUGACAGCGUGUCAUUGAAUUUGUGUGAAAAAGACACUAGUAAGACUCGUUAUACUCUCCAUGUUGUGGACUGUCCCAGUGUGAAACCUUCACGUACAAAUAUCUUUGCCAUUUUUAUAGUUCCUCAGGGCAGAGAAACCAAAUGGCUGUUUGCAUCGGAGGAAGGACGGAAACAGCUUGCAGAGAGUGCUGCUUUCCAGAGGUUGAUAAUCGUAACACUACACCGAGACCAGCAGUAUGAGAGUCUGCAGGCCAUUCAGGAUGAACUGUCACAGAAGGUGAUGGAACUUGCUCCUCCUGACCUCCCUGCCAAUGUACAGGUUCCUUUUCUUUCAGAAGGUGGAGAUAUUGGAAUCCGCACAGUGCGUCACAAAGGCACCAGUGACACAAGUGGAGAAUACGUUAUUGAAGAUGUAAAGGGAGAGGAGGGAGAAUUUUUUCGCCAGCUUAUUUUCUUGAGUAACUCCAGUCUGGUGCAGUCAGAGGCAAAACUGAUGCCAAGCAAAGUUCAGUCGGUUCCUAAAAAGAAGCGGAAGGACAAGAAGAAAACGUCUACAUCUGAUUCCGUGCAGAUCCCUUCCUCUCAAGGGUUGGUCAUUGACAAGAGUUACCUAUGUUGUGAGCAUCACAGGGCAAUGGUCGCAGGGAUGGCAUUUCUGGAACAUCCUACAUCUCUGACAGAGAUCCCCAUGUCUGUAUUAGUGGUAGGACUAGGGGGAGGCAGUUUGCCCCUCUUCAUCCACGAUUAUUUCCAACAUGCAUAUCUUGAAAUAGUUGACAUUGACCCUUUCAUGCUUGAGGUGGCUACUCAGUGGUUUGGCUUCUCACAAGAUGACAGGAUGAAGGUACACAUAUGUGAUGGCCUCGACUACAUCCAGAGGUUGACAGAAAAUGAUGGCAUUCAUUACCAUGUGAUAAUGUUUGAUGUAGACAGCAAGGACCUUUCUGUUGGGAUGAGUUGCCCUCCUGCACCUUUUGUGGAAAAAUCUUUUUUGCAAAAAGUUCGGUGUGUUCUCGCACCACAAGGAGUCUUUAUUCUUAAUCUGGUAUGCAGAGAUGCCAUUCUGAAGGAGAAGGUUGUUGGUGUCAUUAAGGAGGUCUUUCCUUUGGUGUACCUGCGUGACAUUGAGGGAGAAGUGAAUGAAAUAUUUUUCUGUACUCUUAGUGCUGAUCCAACGAUACACCGUUCUGGCUUUCAGAAACAAGCACAGAGCCUGGAGAAUAAGCUCAGGAGACCUGGUAUCAAGUGGGACAGCACCUACAGUUUGUCAAAACUGUUACAAGAAGUGAAGCUGGCAUGAAACAUUUUUGGUCUUUAGGGACAGCAAAUUCCUUCCUCCAGUCCACAUAAAUGACAAUAAAUCUGUUAGAGACAAGGAGAACACAUAAUUGCUGCUUUGACUAACAAAGGAGUGAAUGUUUCAUCAUGAUGAGAAAAUAAAAUUUUAAUUUAUGA